AUGGAGUAUGAUUGUUGUAAGUAUGUGCAAAAAUGUCAAGUGCACGUUGAUUUGAUUCGAGUACCUCCUAAAAAACUCAAUGCUAUGAGUUCUUCUUAUCCAUUUGUGGCUUGGGGUAUGGAUAUAAUUGGUCAAAUAGAGCCAGACACCUCUAAUGGACAUAUUUUCAUUCUAGUUUUCAUUGAUUACUUUACCAAGUGGGAGAAAGCAGCCUUGUAUAAAUCAGUUACGAAGAAGGUAGUAGUAGACUUUGUGCGUAACAAUUUGAUAUGUAGAUUUGGAAAACCAUAUUCUAUCAUUACUGAUAAUGGAGCAAAUCUCAAUAGUCAUUUGAUGAAAGAGAUAUGUGAGCAAUUCAAGAUUAAUCACCGAAACUCAACUGUGUAUCGUCCUUAA
Messenger RNA from Solanum dulcamara, 396 nucleotides. RefSeq lists its product as uncharacterized. Gene Ontology annotation, molecular function: nucleic acid binding. The coding region runs from base 1 to 396 and encodes 131 amino acids. NCBI's taxonomy places the organism in Eukaryota, Viridiplantae, Streptophyta, Magnoliopsida, Solanales, Solanaceae. The record is from RefSeq and is a predicted model, not a curated record. The transcript has a single exon. Gene Ontology annotation, biological process: DNA integration.